AUGUCCGAUUCGUCUUCGAUUACAAUGCACCGCAAGUACGUUGACCCUUGGGACCUGGACCUGAGGGAGGUGUCGUGGAGGCACUCCAGUGACACGACAGACUGUUCGGCAGACCACCAAGUAGUGUCACUGUCGUCGGCGGCCGGACCGGUGUCCACGCGAUCCGAAUUCGUAUACGUGCCGGGUCCGGCGAAGAGCAACAAGUCCCCCGUCGGUAGAACAAGAGCUCGGUCGGUGGCCCGGUACGACUGUUGCCAAUGCUCACCUAGUUCAUCGUCUCUGGCCCUCGUCCCGCCCGAUCCAAACGAAAAUCUAUAUGAGUAUUGGGAAGCUGGUUGCAAACCACCACCAUACUGCAGGUACCCUGCGGUCGAUAACCAUUUCUACCCGGUCACUGGUGGAUCUUCGAAACAACAAUGUCGUCUACUAUACAACGUCUCCAGGCCGGAAGUCCACCGGAACUCGCGUUACAACAACGGGUAA
Molecule: messenger RNA, 483 nt
Organism: Macrosiphum euphorbiae (potato aphid)
Lineage: Eukaryota; Metazoa; Arthropoda; Insecta; Hemiptera; Aphididae
Source: the annotation of a GenBank genome assembly